CAACAAAGUAUAGCUUUUCAUUAUAGUUAUCACUUUUGCAAUAAAAUUAAAUUUCCUACAAAUACAAGAAAGAAGUCUACUUGUUCGUAACUGUAUAUAUAUACGGUAAGCCCACCCAACUCAAGUCCAAAUGCCAGUUCAUCUAUUGUUUGUUUGGAGUAAAAGGCAAACAUGAAAUCGGUUCUCGUCAUUUGGACUUUGCUGGCCGCAAUUUCAGUCAACAACAUCCACGGUGGUAAGCGUAAAUUCCGUCCGCUUCUAGAACCUCGCAUAUUUAGCGGCCGAACGGCAGCGAAAGGGCAAUUCCCCUAUCAGGUAUUGGUGAUCAGAGAAAAUGGUACGUUAAUAUUUAUUUGCGGAGGCUCAAUAUUAUCGCGUGAUCACAUUUUGACUGCAGCGCAUUGUGUCGACAAGGCUAAGAGAACUCCUGAGCUCUUAACCGUGUAUGCUGGUACGAUAUACUUCAUGAGUGGUGGUGUUGAAAAGCGCGUCUCACGGGUGAUCGUACAUCCAGCAUAUGUCAAUUAUAAUAAUGACAUAGCUGUAUUAAAACUGAAUAGUUCGUUAAAGUUUAACAGCGUCAUCAACUAUAUACCAUUGGCUAAAGCAAAUAUACCCGACGGUGCGCCAGUUAUUGUGAGUGGUUGGGGUCAAGUAAACAAAACCGAUAUUUCACCUGUUUUACAAUAUAAUACAGAAUAUUCGAUGAGUCGUGCACAAUGUGUCAGGCGAGUAUAUAGGUUGGGAGACGCAAUGAGGUGCAUGAGACGACCGGUGGGACAUGGCAUUUGUCAUGGCGAUUCUGGCGGUCCGGCCGCUCAUAAAGGCGAACUUGUAGGAGUCAAUUCCUAUAUCUUAGGUGAUUGUGGUCUCGGAUAUCCCGAUGUUUUCACGGAUGUGGUAGCAACAAGAGAGUGGAUAAUAAAAAAUAUGAAAUAG
Molecule: messenger RNA, 939 nt
Organism: Zeugodacus cucurbitae (melon fly)
Lineage: Eukaryota; Metazoa; Arthropoda; Insecta; Diptera; Tephritidae
Product: serine protease SP24D-like
Exons: 1
Coding region: 172-939 (255 amino acids)
Biological process (GO): proteolysis
Molecular function (GO): serine-type endopeptidase activity
Source: RefSeq, a predicted model, not a curated record